ACCAACGUCGGUAUAAAUAAAGGUUCCCGCGUUUUCUUGAUCUUCUCCCCUCUUCUCGUCUCUCUCUUCAAAGGCCAGUGGAAGAAGAGAAAGGAAAGCAGCAAUGAAACGCCGUUAUAACGGCGGCAGCUCUAACAGGAAUUCCAGAAAAGGAAAGAAGCGACGGACCAAAAAAACUUCUGUAUCGUUGAAUCUCGACUUAGAAGACCAUUUGCCGUCGUCCGAUUUCAGCUACAACAGCGACGAUGAUGUUCCUUACCGUCCGUCGGAAGGAAUCGACAGUGAUGAUUCACUGACGUUCGGUUUAGAUGAUCUGGAACCCGAGAAUGCCGUUCCUUUCCGAAGGAGAUGGAAGAAGAGGAACGGAAGAGCAUGGAAGAAGAAGAUGAGAAGGACACAGAAGGCUUCGAUGGAUGGAAUCAACGGCGGUGAAGAAGAUGAAGAGCUGGAAGAGAUCCAUUUUGGUGAUCCUUCUUGGAAGGGAAAGAAGAAGAAGAAGGGGAAGCAAGCGAGAAAAGGUAGAAAAGAGGGAGACCCGCCUUUGAUUUGGGAGGUUUUGGAGGAGGAGAAUGAGAGAUGGAUUGAUGCCCAUGAAAAUGAUGACCCCAAUCUUGAUGAUCACGGAGAGACUGUCCCGGAAAUGGCGGACCCACCGCCGGACCUUGUCAUGCCUCUACUGAGGUUCCAGAAGGAAUGGCUGGCUUGGGCCGUAAAACAGGAGGAAUCGUCCAUCCGAGGUGGUAUUCUUGCAGACGAGAUGGGUAUGGGAAAAACCAUCCAAGCAAUUUCGCUUGUUCUUGCCACUCGUGCUUUUUGCCCCACAGACCUUGACUUUGGAAGUCCCUCAUCCUCGUCUUUUUGCCCCACAGACCUUGACUUUGGAAAUCCCUCGUCCUCAUCGUCUCCUGCAUUGCCCAAAAUCAAAGGGACACUGGUUAUCUGCCCAUUGGUCGCUGUAGUUCAGUGGGUGAAUGAGAUUACAAAGUUCACAUCAGAAGGGAGUGUCAAAGUUCUUGUUUAUCAUGGGGCGAAAAGGGAGAAGGGAUUCGACCAGUUCUUCAAGUAUGACUUCAUUCUUACUACUUACUCCAUCGUUGAGGCAGAUUACAGGAAGAAUAAUAUGCCACCCAAGGAGCGAUGCGUUUGGUGUGGGAAAUUGUUUUAUCCCAAUAAAAUGACUAUCCAUUUGAAGUACUUCUGUGGGCCUAGUGCUGUUAAAACUGCAAAGCAGUCAAAACAAGCCAAGAAGAAGCAUGUGGGAAAUGUUGGCAGCUCAAAAAAGAAAUUUGAUGUCAUCGAAGAAGAAGAAGAAGAUGUGAACAAUGACAACAAGGUUGGGAAAGGGAAGGGAUCUGCGAAGGGUAAGAAGCCAGGCCGUGCACCUAAGAAACCAGGCAUUAGAUCUUCUAAUGAUAAUUCAGCAGCUAGAAGUGGAGGAUCAUCGGCAAGGAAAUCAGUUUUGCAUUCUGUGAAGUGGGAGCGGAUUAUUUUGGAUGAGGCUCAUUAUAUCAAAGAUAGACGUUCUAGUACUGCAAGGGCUGUUCUUACUCUACAAUCUUCAUAUAAAUGGGCUUUGAGUGGGACUCCCCUUCAGAAUCGUGUCGGAGAACUUUACUCACUGAUCCGCUUCCUUCAAAUAUCCCCUUACUCAUAUUAUUACUGCAAGGAUUGCGAUUGCAAGUCGCUCGAUUACAGUUACACAACUGACUGUCCGAACUGUGUUCAUAAAGCUAAUAGGCAUUUUUGCUGGUGGAACAGAUAUGUUGCUAAACCGAUACAAACUUCUGGGUAUGUCAAUGAUGGUAGAAGAGCCAUGGUCUUUCUAAAACACAAACUCCUGAAAAGCGUAGUGUUAAGGCGUACUAAGAAAGGCAGGGCUGCAGAUCUUGCACUUCCACCUAGAAUUGUUUCUUUGAGGCGGGAUUACCUGGAUAAUACAGAAGAAGACUUUUAUGAAGCAUUAUAUACUCGAAGUCAGGCACAAUUUAAUACAUAUGUUGAAGCGGGAACCCUGAUGAACAACUAUGCUCAUAUCUUUGAUCUCCUUACACGCCUGCGGCAGGCAGUUGACCACCCUUACCUUGUUAUCUAUUCUAAAACUGCGUCACCACCUGAUGGAAGUAAAAAUGUUGAAGAACAGGAGUGUGGCAUUUGUCACGAACCAUCUGAGGAUCCAGUGGUCACCUCGUGUGAGCAUGUCUUCUGUAAGGCUUGUUUGCUGGAUUACUCUACAGCAUUGGGUCAGGUUUCAUGCCCAUCAUGUUCAAGACCACUUACUGUUGAUUUAACAACAAAGAGGAGUCCAGGGGAACAGAGUCCUGUGACAACUGUCAAGGGUUUUAAGCGCUCAAGUAUUCUUCACAGAAUCCAUCUUGAAGACUUUAAGACAAGCACAAAAAUUGAAGCUUUGAGGGAAGAAAUCAGGUCCAUGGUUGAAAGGGAUGGUUCUGCCAAAGGAAUUGUAUUCAGCCAGUUCACUUCAUUCUUGGAUUUGAUAAACUACUCCCUUCAGAAGUCUGGCAUUAAAUGUGUUCAGCUGGUAGGGAGUAUGAGCAUGGUCGCUAGAGAUGAGGCAAUAAGGAAAUUCAGUAAUGAGCCGGACUGUAAGAUCUUUCUGAUGAGCUUGAAAGCUGGAGGUGUGGCCCUCAAUCUCACGGUGGCAUCAUAUGUUUUCUUGAUGGACCCUUGGUGGAAUCCGGCUGUGGAGCAACAGGCUCAAGAUCGAAUUCACCGAAUUGGACAAUUUAAACCAAUCAGAACCAUUAGAUUUGUGAUUGAAAAUACAAUCGAGGAGAGGAUUCUGAGGUUGCAAGAGAAGAAGGAACUGAUGUUUGAAGUGACUGUUGGAGGUUCUUCUCAAGCUAUGGGACGACUAACAGAAGAAGAUUUAAGAUUCUUGUUUUACAACUAAACAUGAGGAUGGAAUGUAGCAAGCACACGAGCGUUUCUUUCCAACGGUCUCCUUUUGUUACUAAUGAGUCAGUGAAAGCAUGUUAGCAAAAUUGCUGCAUCAAGUUAUACACCAUGGAGCAAAGUAUAUGGGUGUAUAUUGGGAUUUUGUACUUCAAGCAGUUCUGGUUUUGGGUCAUUCGAAGGCUGUUUAAGAUAUGGUGUGUUCAGAUGUUGGCUUUCGCAUUUCACUUUAUGCCAUUUUGGGAAAGAAAAUGCAUUUAUACGCAGUAUUUGAUAUCUGAGGCCUUCUAUUUGCCGUUGGAUAUAUAACACAGAAAUCGUAGUUUGUAUUGGGUUUUGUGCAGAUAUGCUUAUGAAUCCCCAAGUGCACCAUAUGCAUUUGAAUCCCAUGAUGGAAAUACAAGCAGCCUGAUGACCACUAAGUGUAUAUAGUGAUGAAUAUCAACCUCCAGCUCAUUGCUGUUCGUAUAGAAUACCAAUUGUAUCUUAUUGUCUCCUUGGAUA
Messenger RNA from Magnolia sinica, 3417 nucleotides. Its product is annotated as DNA repair protein RAD16. The transcript has 15 exons. Bases 104 to 2911 code for a protein of 935 amino acids. The record is from RefSeq and is a predicted model, not a curated record. Lineage: Eukaryota; Viridiplantae; Streptophyta; Magnoliopsida; Magnoliales; Magnoliaceae. Gene Ontology annotation, molecular function: ATP binding; ATP-dependent chromatin remodeler activity.